GUGUACAGUGUGUAAAUUGAAUGUGUGCGUUACAACUUUCAGUUUUGCCCGAAUUAGAGAAAAAUGCUGCGGCCUUGGCGAUCCAGCUAGACACACUAUUACAGUCACUAACAUCAGCACUCAACCAGAUGUCGAGCCUUACGUUGGACUGUACAACCGUAUUUUCAAAUUCUGUGGAUUAUACCUGUGAAACUAUCAGCGCAUGUAUAAAGUCUACUUACGUCCUAAUGGCCAAGUGCGAAGAAUUAUCUAGAUCGAUGUCUCAGCUUGAACCUUUGAAAAAAGAAGUGUAAGUUAAAUUACAUAAGAAUCAGUUAAAGAUAUUUAGGUUGUAUGUUUUCCUCCCAGUUCUGUUAUUACUGACGAUUUACUACAUACUGGUAUGUGCGUAGAGGUUAAAAUCCAUGCAGACCGAGUAACUGAUAAAGCUGAAAGUCUGCAUCAACUAAGAUGGGUAGGAAUUAAGCUGAGGAUGCUAAGUCACUAAUUAUCUCAACAUACAGUACUGAUUAAGAUAUGAAUAUAUUCGAUAAAAAGUUUAUAACAAUAUCGGACGUGAUGCAAUCGCAUAUUGGAUCAGGUUUCUAUACUUCACUUUAGCACAGCUAGAGAACUUCAGCCAAAAAGUGGAUAAACAACUGAAACUGAAGGUAUCACAACUAACACAAAAUUCAAAAAAAAACACUUAAAGGGACAAGAUGUAUAUAAUGACUUUUUGAGGUGUCUGUGUAUGUGUGCAUGCAUCUACAACACCAUUACAAUCGAUUUUAGGGCAUAUUGCUCACAUUUUUUAAAUAUCAACCUUGGUUAUCCCGUAAACGAAACCCACUCAUCAAUCUUGUGGAUAUUUGUGCAGUAGGCAAUGACCUACACCUAUCGCUUGAAGGCUGAUUAUAUUACCUAGUUGUCCAAACCUCGUUACGUGGAGCUGAGUUCGAACCCACGACCCAUCGGUUGGAAAUCAAAUGCUCCCCGAGACCAUAGGAAUCAAUGGUUGCAAACUCUUGUUGACCUGGCUGAAGAUGAAUCACAAUGGCGCAGGUGUAUUUAUUCUUUGACAUCUAAAGUUUGGAUAUUUUCACCUACCUUUAUAUUCAUAUUGUUUCUCCUCCCAUACAAUUUUAUACACUUUGAUAUCAGUCUUCUUCUAUCCGUUUUUUGUUUAUAUGGUGUCAUGAAGUGUGCCAAAUCUAACCGAUGCACUUCUGUACGAUAUUCUACGUUGAUUUUGUCUGUCUUUGUCUUAUUCUGUAAAUCCCGUCCAAGAAGCUGUCAUUUCCUCCAAUAUGGCUCACCCAACUAGUGGUAUUAUUAGGUGGGUGUGAUGUUUUGAUCUGUUUUCUUUACUAAUAAUGAUAUGAUUGAAAUUUAUCAGUUUAGAUGACCAGAAAACCAACGUGAUUAAAAUAGUCUUUAAAUUCGUAUGGCAUGCGUAUACAGAGCGCAAGAACUGUAAAUGUGAAGAAAUAAAACAGCCUCUAAGCUUUAGUGGAAAUGUAUUGAUCAAAUCUCCUUUAAUUAUAAGAUCCUGAAAGAGAUAUACUUAACAAUUAUGCAACUUGGCAUUCAUUUACCUAACAGUAGUACUUUAUUCAGUCGACUAUUAAUGUUGCGUUAAUAUCUUACUUUACGGGGCGUAUAGAAAUUUAAAAACCAGUAGUGUGUACAUAGAAUAUUCAAUGUUUUCAUUUCUAUUCAAUUUGAGGUGUAGCUCGUUAACUUAAGAAUUUGACUUUCAAGUUAUUGGUUUUGGGUCCGAACCUCGCCCCACUUACUUAAUUUGUCAGGAAUAGGUCUGUUACACAGAUAUCCUGUAAUAAGGUGUGUAGGAUUUUAAGGUAAAUAAAUGAUAGCUUCAUCUACACUGUUAUCACAGAUCUUUAAUAACUUUCGCUCAAGGUUACCAACCACUGACAUAUACCUUUUUCAAGGCUUCUGUUGAAAAGCCUAUAGUUUUCUUCAUGAAUCAAACAAAUAGUCAACAAAUUCAUGGAUUGUUUCCAAAUUCCUAUCGUAUCACCCUGUAACUUACCUGUGCUUCUGCCAAUAACUGUCAUGUAGGUUUGCGAAAUUAACAUGUUCCAAUAAUCCCAUUCAGCUCAAACCUGAAGCCUAUAAACUUAAAAAUGUAAUUUAACUGGGUACCCAUCUAUUUUCUAGACCAUAAGCCACACUUAUUAUGUAAAGGCUAGAAGCAUUUCUCGGUUCCUCCAGUCGAUGCAGAUGAGGUGUGGUUUAAACCGGGAACCCAAAGCUUAAAAGUCUUGUGCAAGCUAAUGAGUCUAAUCUAUCAGUAUAGCGUCAUACCAAUUAAAACCAUAUAGGGAGGCAUUGCUCAUUGAGUGUUAUCAGCGCAUAGACUGGAACUGGAUGCAUAGAUCGUUCAAUUUUUGCCAGAUUCAGCACAGAACACUUCAUGAACCUAAAGUGUGACGUAAGUAUAUAAAAUAAUGUUUCAGAGUAAAUUAAUAGUAAUGAUGUCAAUUAAUUCCAGACUAUAUUUAUUUUAUUUUAGUCUGUUUGUUAGAAAUUUCAAACAGUUAAGCAGCGUCAUUUACUGGAUAACGUUUCGGAUAUAAUUUAUUGCCCAUAUUCUUAUCAUAUAACUCCACAACUUUGAGAUAUGGUUCAUAUGGUUUUUAUCUCUCAUUUUCUGUGAUCAGGGCAGUAGAAUUUUUUAUAUAUCUGGGACGGAUGUAGAAUCAUUUCUGUUGCAUGUAUUUGUUAUUGACUCGGUCAACAAAGAUUCGGUUGUCAAUCCCUCCUUCCACCCAAGUAAGUUAGCCUCUAAUACAGUUCCUCUAUCCCACUCCAUUGUGUGGUUGUGUAUAAUUGCGUGCAGAGCAAUAGCCGAGCUUUUUUCUAAAUUUCUUAUCUUAUAAGGAUCUACUAACCUUGAUUUAGCUAGGUUUUUGUUCUCUUCUAUUCUAAUCGACCCUGGUUGACUACUUUGACCCAUCUAUUUAACCUCACAAUCAUUGCGAGGGAUUUGGUAAAGUAAAUUAUUUCGCUUAAUUGGAUCUAUAGGAUCUUUUAACCUACAACCCCUGUUUCUAAGCGAGUUUUUUGGUUUAAACGCCACUCUAAUACCAGCCUUAUUGAAUAUCCUUCGUUACACUUCUGAGAUACUUUUUGUAUGGUAACGCAGUGGAAGCUUUGAAUAUGACCAAUUAAUUACAUCUGAAACGUUAUCCAGUAAAUGAUACUGUUUCACUGUGUGACAUUUCUAAUAAACAGACCAAAAUAGAAUUGUAAUAUAUCACAGUACCCAAGGUACUUUUUUAUUGGGUUCUGUAGAAAAACAGAUUUAUUUAGGGGGAUCCUAUUGUAAAUGAAUCAUAAUAUUGUAGUCUUUUAUUAGUUUCCUUCGAAAAUCAAAUUUUUAAAGGCUUUUGUGUAAAGCUUACUAGUGCUAAUGAAUUCGAUGUGUUACAUUUAUUUUUUCUUAGAGAAAGUUUGAAACGGACUCUCAGCAAAUUUGAAGAUGCAUUGUAUACACCUUCGAAAUCAUGAAAAUCCACAUACAAAAUCCAACGUUGUCAUCCAUACUUCUUUUGCUAUUUUAUGACUAAUUUCAAAUAUAAAAAGUUUGUCAUUCUCUUUUGUAACACUUCUAAUUUGUUCUCCAACAUACUGUGAUGGUGAUCUUAAGUUGAGCCUAUUAUUGUGUCGUAUCAAUUAAACUAAUCUUAUAUGGAAUUACACUCUAUCAUAAUGCUCAAGUUGUUCAGUUAUAUGAUGUGCAAACUUCUGGGUUAGCUGGCAGUGCAAUUCAGUAGCGGUGUACGGAUUUGUGUACUAGGUGAUUAGCCCCAGGCCUAUUUCAAGCUGGCGGUGAUACCAUUCUAGUGUCUGAACCUCGACAGCUGAAGCUGUAUUUGAACCUGCGACGCCAACUGGUUGAGAAUUGAAUAUCUAAUUUGAUUAACUACAUUCCAUUCUCUGAGAUAUCGUUUGUACAUAGGAUGACUUUUAAUCAUAUUUAUGUUCUUAAACAUUUUGUCUUUUACUUUAUCGAACAAUGAUAUACCUUCCAGUUGGCAUUUCCUUUGGUAAUUAUUUGGUGUUCCAUGUCCGUGGAUAAUCAACAUUUAAGUAAAACAUUUCAGUAUUCGGUUUAUUUGCGAAUUAUCAACUGGUAAAAUUCCAUUUCAGUACAUAUUUUAACUUUUCGUUUGUUUUGCUGUUACAAUAAACCUAUCUGUUUCAUC
Molecule: messenger RNA, 4211 nt
Organism: Heterobilharzia americana
Lineage: Eukaryota; Metazoa; Platyhelminthes; Trematoda; Strigeidida; Schistosomatidae
Source: the annotation of a GenBank genome assembly